CUUACCAUCGCAAAUGUCAGCGACACGGACAAACACCGACAGAGUUUGUUUCUUCGGCUUAGUGUGAAGACGAGAAAUGAGUGAAUUCUCCACCUGCGCCAUAUACUCUACAUAAUAAAGGACAUUACAGCAGAAGAAGACAUGGAGCAGGAGUUUGAGGAUAUUGAUUCGGAGAGCCGCUGGCAGAACCUUUAUUUAGAGAUACGCAACCAGUCACACGAGUGUGCUUUCAAAGUGGCCAAGUAUCCAGAUAAUCGCAACCGCAACAGAUACAGAGAUGUGAGCCCGUUUGACCACAGUCGGGUGAAAUUAGAAAACACAGAAAAUGACUACAUCAAUGCCAGCCUGGUGGUAUUGGAAGAAGCCCAGAGAAGAUACAUACUUACCCAGGGUCCUUUGAGAAACACAUGUGGUCACUUCUGGCUGAUGAUCUGGGAGCAGAAGACCAAAGCAAUUAUCAUGCUCAACAGAGUCAUAGAAAAAGGCUCGGAAAAGUGUGCACAGUACUGGCCCACACAAGAAGAGCAUCAGAUGUCGUUCCGUGACACUAGCUUUGUGGUAACUCUAGUGUCAGAGGAUGUGAAGUCAUAUUACACCACCAGAGUGCUGGAACUCCAGAAUGCAAAUACAGGGGAGAUGAGGGAGAUCUACCACUUUCAUUACACCACAUGGCCUGAUUUUGGUGUCCCAGAAUCCCCUGCCAGCUUCCUGAACUUCCUGUUUAAGGUGCGAGAGUCUGGCUCUCUCGGGAUGGACCAAGGUCCGGCUGUGGUCCACUGCAGUGCUGGAAUUGGACGGUCUGGAACAUUCUCUCUGGUCGACACCUGUCUUGUUUUGAUGGACAAAAGGAAAGACCCAUUGGCCGUAGACAUCAAAAAGAUUCUCCUGGACAUGAGGAAGUACCGGAUGGGUCUGAUCCAGACCCCCGACCAGCUGCGAUUCUCUUACAUGGCUGUUCUGGAAGGUGCCAAGUACAUUAUGGGAGAUUCCUCAAUGCAGAAACAGUGGCGAGAGCUCUCCAGAGAGGACCAGGAGCCCCUGUCAGAGUCCCCCCCGCCACCGCAGCCUCCUAAAUGCACAGAACGCUACAACGGCAGCAAGCUGUCUCAUCCGGACGACGGCAUAGACACGAAGGCGUCAAAGAAAAUGGCUCUAGAGACUCCCAAUAAAGAACCAGAGAAAGACGCAGGAACAUAUGCUUGUAAGAGAAAAAGAAAUGAGAAGCUGCCCAACCCUACACAGAAGAGUCAGAAGCAGACAAAAUCAAGGAUCAACGACCCUGACAAGAAACGAAAAAGAGCAAAAACAACCAGUGACUCAACCUCGUGGCAACCUCAGCAGGAGACAUCCAUCCCAUAAUGCCCCACGUUUUUAAAACCGUUUGCAGCAUAAACUUAAGGUAAAAAAGAUCUCCACUGGGCAGUCGGCACAACGGCACACACCAGCACUAUUGCAGUGGAGGAAACUCAAUGUCAAGAGCAUAGCGCACCGCCACCGUCUGGAUUGGUUUUAAUUUCAUUGGACCCGUUUUGUCUUUUUUAUGCUUUGCUUUUUAUUUUUGGUUAAAAAAAAGCAGCAGGAUCUGAAGUAGGCCUAUGCAUUUCGAACUCUGUUUAUACAUUGUAUUUUUAGACAACCUUUUUCAGAGGCAAAGUGAAAUGCUCUAUUUUUAUAAGAAAUUACUUGAAAUUUCCUGCAGGGCUGUAUUUAGCCCCUUUAUUCAGUUUGUGAUAUUGUUUGACGAUGUCUUAUGCUGUAGAGUGCUCACAUUGUGUACAUAGUGUACCUUAUGAGAUGUAAAAAAAUGAAUUGUACAAAAUGUUGAACAUUGUAGAGACACACCAAACAAACCAGCAGUGUCUAAUAUUAAAAAGUCUUACUUUUCUUUACCCAAGAGUAGGAUCCAUGAAUAAAACUGGUAUCAUUUAGUUUCUAAUAA
Triplophysa dalaica is the source of this 1939-nucleotide messenger RNA. RefSeq names its product protein tyrosine phosphatase non-receptor type 2b (gene ptpn2b). Gene Ontology annotation, biological process: protein dephosphorylation. Gene Ontology annotation, molecular function: protein tyrosine phosphatase activity. Lineage: Eukaryota; Metazoa; Chordata; Actinopteri; Cypriniformes; Nemacheilidae. The transcript is spliced from 10 exons. Bases 142 to 1359 code for a protein of 405 amino acids. The record is from RefSeq and is a predicted model, not a curated record.